AUGAGUAGCAUAGACUUAAAGAACUAAUAUCAAAAAAAUGAAUAAUAAUUAAAUAAACCAUAAAAAAAGCGUCAGAAAAUUAUUGACAAACUAACUUAGUUGACUGAUUAAUAUUCUUAGUAAUCAUAAGUAAUCAGUUUUUUAAAGUAGAAUACAAAUUAGAAUAGUAGUAAAUCUAUUGAUUAGAUAUCAAAUAAUUAAAUAAGAAAACAUUAAAUCAAUAGAUUAGUUGAAGAAUGCUAAAAAAUGAAUGAAAAUGUAUCCAAAAGUUUUAUCAUUAGAUUAAAGAAAUUCCUCCGGAAUAUGUUUUUUAAAUGAUUAAAACUUAUGAUAUGUUAUUUGCCUCUUAAGUCAAAGAAGUAAAAUUAAAUGAAUAGAAUAUUUAAAUUAUUGAUAUCAAAUUAAGAGUCCAUGAUGAAUUUGAAGAUUAUUUAUAUUCUCAACAUUAACUAAUUCACAACACAUUUAGAAGAGGUCUUUGUUUUUUAAAAAAAGAUGAUUAAUUGUCAAUUUUGAGGAAAGGCCUUAGAAAAUUCUUCGAUAUGUACUAAUAUAUAUUAAUUGAAAAGAAAUUUAAAGUUAUUUUGCAAUUAAGUCAAUUCUAAAUAGACUAAUAAAAAAGAUGAAAUAAUUUUUAAUUAUACUUUUUCUAGUUUGCCUAAAGAAUCUCAAAUUAAAAUAACUUAAAUGGAGAAGGCUAAUGGAGAAAAUGCUUAAAUAUCUUAUAAUAAAACUUUGGAUUGUUGGAUAAUUGGCUCGAAAAAUGUAACAUUGCUCUGCUAAAAUGAAUGUGAAUUACAAUUAUAUGAUCCUUCAACCACAAAUGAUUCUUAAGAUUAAAGAUACAGAUUUGCAAUAAAAAUUGCUAAGGAAUGGUUAAAAAUUAUUGAUUCUUCUGAAAAAGUUGAGCAAAUAAAAAAUUAAUUAGAUGGUCUUACUUUAAUAGGAGAAUAUUGUGGAAAUAAUGAAUAUUAACAUCUCGUACAAUAUGAUAAAGCUUAACUAAAAUUUUAUGCUUUGGUACCUAAAAUAAGUGAUGAUUCUUCAGUAAAUUGUUUACAUCCAGAUUUGACUUUAAAUAUUUUAUAAUCUUUAGAUUUAAACAUAGUUAAGUAAAAUCAUUAUAUUGUAAACAAUUAUUAAGAAUUUUAAAUAAAGUUAAUUGAAUUAACUAAGAGUAUUUCGAUCUCAAAAUUAUCAGAUAUUGGAGAAGGAAAUGUAUUAUACUUUAGUAAUUGUCAAGAACAGUGCUUUUCUUUGGCAAAAUUAAAAUCCCUUGAAUGUAAUAUAUAAGAUUAUUAACAAUUUUAGAUAGAUUUAAAAGAAAAAUAAGAGAAAAAUUAAAAUUAAUUAUUACCAGGAAUUUGGAUCCAAAUUCAAUAAUAAAAUAAUAUGUAGAUGAAGUUACUAAAUUAUUAAAUGAUUUAAAUUAAUGCUUAGAAGAACCAAUUGAGAUAGAUUUAAAUAUAAAUUUAGCAUAAAAAUGUUUUGAAGCUACUAAAAUUGAGGAAAUUUAAAAAAAUACUGAAUUUAAGAAUUUUUGCAUUCAACUGAUUGAUAAUCAGUUCAUUUAAUUUUUGAAUGAAAUAGAUAAUUUAGAAUCUAAAGAAAAUGUUUUUGAAUUAGCUUAUUAGAGAAACAAUAAAAAUUGA
Paramecium sonneborni is the source of this 1652-nucleotide messenger RNA. Lineage: Eukaryota; Ciliophora; Oligohymenophorea; Peniculida; Parameciidae. The record is from the annotation of a GenBank genome assembly.